This is a messenger RNA of Thecamonas trahens ATCC 50062, 2256 nucleotides long. Its product is annotated as heat shock protein 90A. Bases 84 to 2219 code for a protein of 711 amino acids. Gene Ontology annotation, molecular function: ATP binding; ATP-dependent protein folding chaperone; ATP hydrolysis activity. The record is from RefSeq and is a predicted model, not a curated record. Gene Ontology annotation, biological process: cellular response to heat; protein stabilization; protein folding. NCBI's taxonomy places the organism in Eukaryota, Apusomonadida, Apusomonadidae. The transcript is spliced from 2 exons. Gene Ontology annotation, cellular component: protein-containing complex; perinuclear region of cytoplasm; plasma membrane.
UCUUUUUCAUUGCCUUGCCUUUGCUUGCGAAUUCUUCCACAGACGGCAAACCACGCACCACUUGUUUCACAAACAAACCAACCAUGGCCGACGACGAUGUGCAGGUUUUCAAGUUCCAGGCUGAGAUCAACCAGCUGAUGUCGCUGAUCAUCAACACGUUCUACUCGAACAAGGAGAUCUUCCUCCGCGAGCUCAUCUCGAACUCGUCGGAUGCUCUCGACAAGAUCCGGUACCAGUCGCUGACGGACCGCGAGGCACUGGCGACCGAGGCCGAGCUUAAGAUCGAGCUCAUCCCGGACAAGGCCAACAACACGCUGACGAUCCAGGACUCUGGCAUCGGCAUGACCAAGGCUGACCUUGUGCAGAACCUGGGCACGAUCGCGCGGUCGGGCACCAAGAACUUCAUGGAGGCGCUGCAGGCCGGCGCUGACGUGUCGAUGAUCGGCCAGUUCGGUGUCGGUUUCUACUCGGCGUACCUCGUUGCCGACCGCGUGACGGUUGUGACGAAGAACAACGACGAUGACCAGUACAUCUGGGAGUCUGCUGCCGGCGGCUCGUUCACCAUCAAGCGUGAUACCGAGGGCCCGUUCAUCGGCCGCGGCACCAAGAUCAUCCUGCACCUCAAGGACGACCAGCAGGACUUCCUCGAGGAGCGCAAGAUCAAGGACCUCGUCAAGAAGCACUCUGAGUUCAUCGGCUACCCGAUCAAGCUCUGGGUCGAGAAGGAGAAGGAGGAGGAGGUGACCGACGACGAGGCGUCCGACGACGAGGCCGAGGAGAAGAAGGAGGGUGACGAGCCCAAGAUCCAGGACCUCGACGACGACGACGACGACGAGGCCGGCAAGAAGAAGAAGACCAAGACGGUGAAGACUGUGGAGACCGAGUUUGAGCUCCUCAACCAGAACAAGCCGAUCUGGACCAAGAAGCCGGACGAGAUCACCAAGGACGAGUACGCCUCGUUCUACAAGUCGCUCACCAACGACUGGGAGGAGCACCUGUCGGUCAAGCACUUUUCGGUGGAGGGCCAGCUCGAGUUCACGGCCAUGCUCUUUGUGCCGAAGCGCGCGCCGUUCGACCUCUUCGAGCCGAGCAAGAAGCAGAACAACAUCAAGCUCUACGUCCGCCGCGUCUUUAUCAUGGACAACUGCGAGGAGCUCAUCCCCGAGUGGCUCAACUUUGUCAAGGGCGUCGUCGACUCUGAGGACCUCCCGCUCAACAUCUCGCGCGAGACGCUGCAGCAGAACAAGAUCCUCAAGGUCAUCCGCAAGAACAUCGUCAAGAAGUGCAUUGAGAUGUUCGGCGAGCUCGCUGAGUCGGAGGACCCCGAGGACUUUAAGAAGUUCUACGAGGCCUUCUCCAAGCACAUCAAGCUUGGCAUCCACUCGGACUCGGCGAACCGCGCCAAGCUCGCCAACCUGCUCCGCUACUACUCGACCAAGUCGGGUGAGGAGUGGACCUCGCUCAAGGACUACGUCACCCGCAUGAAGGAGGGCCAGAACUCGAUCUACUACAUCACCGGCGAGUCGCGCGCCGCAGUCGAGAACUCGCCGUUCAUCGAGCGCCUCCGCAAGAAGGACCUCGAGGUUCUCUUCCUUGUCGACCCGAUCGACGAGUACGCUGUCCAGCAGCUCAAGGAGUACGACGGCAAGAAGCUCGUGUGCGUCACCAAGGAGGGUCUUGAGAUCGACGAGACCGAGGACGAGAAGAAGUCGUGGGAGGAGGCCAAGGCCAAGGCCGAGGGCCUCUGCACCUUCAUCAAGGAGGUGCUCGGCGACAAGGUCGAGAAGGUCGUCUGCUCCAAGCGUGUCGUUGAGUCGCCGCUUGUCCUCGUCACCGGCCAGCACGGCUGGUCGUCGAACAUGUCGCGCCUCAUGAAGGCCCAGGCCCUCCGCGACACCUCGAUGUCGUCGUACAUGGAGCCGAAGAAGAUCUGCGAGAUCAACCCGACCAACUCGAUCAUCGUCGCCCUCCGCGACCGCGUCGACGCCGACCGCAACGACCGCACCGCCAAGGACCUCAUCGACCUGCUCUUCCAGACCGCGCUCCUCACCUCGGGCUUCACCCUCGACGACUCGGCUGGCUUUGCCAAGAAGAUCGCCGGCAUGGUCAAGCUCGGCCUCUCCAUCGACGACGACGACGACGAUGUUGUCGACGACGACGUCCCCGACCUUGAGGAGGACGACCUCGACGACGCCGGUUCGUUCGAGGCUGUUGACUAGAUAGUUUUGUCUGUGAAACACAACCUGCCUACAUACA